AUGAUUUUCUGCAACGACUGGCCUGCAUACUGUCGAACAGAGACGCCGCGACCUACUAGCGCCACGGCUCAACACGGCGCUAUCACCGCCGCGCAAUGCGGUGCUACCGCUUCGGUUGCUGGACCGGCCACGAAGCGCUCGCCUCGACCGCCGCGCCGUCGCGAGACCCGUCAGCAUCCGCUAACGCCGAAGGCUCGCACUCUCUCGUGGGGAAUGAUGCGGGCGCCGGCUGCGGCGGAAGCAGAUCCCGCCGAUGAGUCCGCUCCUCCGCCAGUUUGCUUGACAUCCUCCCCCGUCUCCGCCGCCUCCCCCGCCUGUUCCGCCUUCCCCGCUUCCCCCAAGCUGCUCGUUUUGCCGGAUUCCGCCUUCUUCCCUUCCCCGCGCAUCUCCGAAGCGCGUUUUACCUCCCCCAAGACAAGCACGCCCGCGCCUUUUGAGCCGCCUCUAAACACUGCUUCGCGGCCUCCGGCCUUUCGUUCCCCGCCAUCUCCGCGGGCGUGUGGCACUGCCUUCGAGGCGCCGCAAAAGUGUGGCACUUCCUCGUGUCCGCUCCUCGUCGAGCCGCGACUGCCCCGAGCGCGCACGUGUGACGUUGCCGCGGAUAGCGGCGGCAGAUCGCCAGCCGCCUCCGCGUGCGCUGCCGCCAUCCGCGGAAAAUCGCCCGCCUCGGGUUACUCCCCCGCCGCCGUUUCCCCCGCAUCCGCAUGUGCAACGACUGGCGCCGUUGACCGCGUUGACCAAGUCAACAGCCACGCGUCGACAUGCGAAUGGCCUGAUGCUGCGUGCACGGAGACGUUGGACAUCCCGCCAUGGGUGCGAGAAAAGCUCUCCCUUUUCCGCGCGGAAGAGGCGCAGAAGAAUGAGCUGGCCGCGAUCGCAUGCAACCCGCGACACGCGCGCGGCAACGACCGCUGCCUCUCAUGCAGCAAGCCCGAACCGCACGCCGCGUCGCUGACGAUCCAGAUCUGCGACGACGCGAGCGCCAACGGCGGAGAUUUAUCGUUUUUCGAGGAGCUGCUGCUGGAGUUCGGCGCGGGUGAGGGGGAAGAGGCGGGCGGAGAGAUGGAGGAAGAACCGGGAUGGGCGGAAGAGAUGUGCAUUCCGGCGGAAGCAACAGCUCAGUUUGAGAAGGUUGCGCCGGUUGUUCCAGAGCUAGACGACAAGUGGGGUGAUUAUUCGGAAAAAAUGGAAGAUGUGGGGAAAGCUGACGGCGGAAAGGGGUUAAUGAUCGACGGGAAGAGCAUUUUCGAGCGGAUUCAAGUAAUUGGGGACGAGGGGGCGGAGAUGGGGGACGAAGCGACGGGGAUGGCGGAGGAUGGAGUGGAGAUGACGGAUGAGGGCACGGUGGCGGACGAGGCGGAAAUUCCAACCAAUAAACUACCGCAUGAUCAACCUCCUGCUGCCAGGAAAUUGUUGAGUGUUCAGCUGGAGCGGAAACAGCGGGAAGUGGGGGAGGCAGACGCGGAGCAGCAGAACGCGCCACAGUGUGGUUCACCCUUCCGUUCCAAUUCUCUGAGCGCCCCUGCUAGCGGAUUCGCGCAGAUGUGGUCGGAAGCGUGGGUGGACGACGCGGACGCGGAAAUACCAGGGCUGGCGGGGAGCUGCGUGUUCCGACCGUGA
Closterium sp. Naga37s-1 is the source of this 1620-nucleotide messenger RNA. Lineage: Eukaryota; Viridiplantae; Streptophyta; Zygnematophyceae; Desmidiales; Closteriaceae. The record is from the annotation of a GenBank genome assembly.